CGUCCCUUUGUUUAUAUUUUUUUAUCCCUAUUUAGAUUUAGAGGUUAUUAUAAGUAAAUAUAACAAUGCAAAAAUACGAAAAACUCGAAAAAAUCGGUGAAGGUACCUACGGUACGGUGUUCAAAGCAAAAAACCGCGAGUCCCACGAAAUCGUCGCGUUAAAACGAGUGCGACUAGACGACGACGACGAGGGGGUACCCUCGUCUGCUUUAAGGGAAAUUUGCCUCCUAAAAGAACUGAAACACAAAAACAUCGUGCGCCUCUACGACGUCCUGCACAGCGACAAAAAACUCACCCUGGUUUUCGAGCACUGCGACCAAGAUUUAAAAAAAUACUUCGACAGUUUAAACGGGGACAUCGAUUUGGACGUGGUGAAAUCGUUCAUGUUUCAACUGUUGCGAGGACUAGCGUUUUGUCACAGCCAUAACGUCCUGCACAGAGAUCUGAAGCCUCAGAACCUGUUGAUUAAUAAAAAUGGCGAGUUAAAACUGGCCGAUUUCGGAUUGGCAAGGGCUUUUGGUAUACCUGUUAAAUGCUAUUCGGCUGAAGUGGUUACACUGUGGUAUCGCCCACCAGAUGUACUUUAUGGAGCUAAACUUUAUACUACAUCUAUUGAUAUGUGGUCUGCUGGAUGUAUUUUUGCUGAACUUGCUAAUGCUGGAAGGCCACUGUUCCCUGGCUCUGACGUAGAUGACCAAUUAAGAAGGAUUUUCAAACUCUUAGGGACCCCCACCGAAGAAACCUGGCCAGGAAUGUCCCAGUUGCCAGACUACAAACCAUUUCCUACAUAUCAGCCCAAUAUGAGCCUGUCACAGGUGGUGUCUAAGCUGGGUAACAGAGGGAGAGAUCUGCUGCAAAGAUUGCUGGUGUGCAACCCCACUGAGAGGAUAUCGGCAGAAGAGGCCAUGCAACAUUCUUAUUUUAAUGACUUAAAUCCAUCGAUCAAGAAUGAGAGGUGUUAGGCUAGACAUUUAUAAGUGUAAAUGAUGAUUUUAAUUUGUAUUAAUUGUUUUUCCUUUAUUUGAUAUUAAGAGGUUUAAUUUUGUGCUGUGAUAGUUUUUAAUAUGUCGGUGAAAUUGUCAAUUUUAGUUUAAGUGUCUAUAAUCUGAUGUUAUUUAAUUAUUGCCAUAAGGAAGCUAUUUGCAGUUUUCAUGCAAGCCAGUGGUACUUUCCUGUAAGAAAAAUCCCCCGAGUCAUCAAAAUAGUGACUUUUAAAUUACUAAAGCAAAUAAAACAAACAUUCAAAAUAUGUUUAAAAACCAAAAUCCUGUUUUUCAAUGCUAAUUGCUUGAUGCGUUUGAUACCUUAAGGUGCUAAUUUCACGUUACAUAUAAAUACUUCUUUUCUUUUAAAUUCAAUCGUAUUAAUAUACAAAGGGUUCACAGUACUACUGAAAAUGAGCUCUGCCACGUUUUUCUUAAUUUUUGUGAUUGUGUGUUUAACUUUGGAAGAAAAUCGUGCAGUUCAACAUGAAAAUGAAAAUCACGUGGUAAGGCAAAGGAGGUCUCCAGAACCCCAAAGAGGAGGAUUCGGCGGAGGUUUUGGAGGAGGAAGAGGUUUUGGUGGGUUUGGAGGAGGUAGAGGUUUUGGGGGAUUUGGAGGAGGCAGAGGUUUUGGGGGAUUUGGAGGAGGAAGAGGAGGUUUUGGAGGAAGAGGUUUCGGUGGUAGAGGCUUCGGAGGGCCCUUUGGAGGGUUUAGAGGUGGAGGCCUCGGUAUUUUUCCUAUAAUUAUAAGAAGACCAUAUUAUUACUAUUAUUAAAACUUCUUAUUUUGUAAAAAUCUCCAUAUUUAAUAAAUAUAUAACCUUAACAAUUAAAA
This is a messenger RNA of Anthonomus grandis grandis, 1818 nucleotides long. It is a transcript of the gene Cdk5, whose product is annotated as cyclin-dependent kinase 5. Gene Ontology annotation, cellular component: nucleus; cytoplasm. Bases 66 to 962 code for a protein of 298 amino acids. Gene Ontology annotation, biological process: neuron apoptotic process; synaptic vesicle transport; protein phosphorylation. Lineage: Eukaryota; Metazoa; Arthropoda; Insecta; Coleoptera; Curculionidae. The record is from RefSeq and is a predicted model, not a curated record. The transcript has 5 exons. Gene Ontology annotation, molecular function: ATP binding; cyclin-dependent protein serine/threonine kinase activity.